Messenger RNA from Bipolaris oryzae ATCC 44560, 999 nucleotides. RefSeq lists its product as uncharacterized. The coding region runs from base 1 to 999 and encodes 332 amino acids. NCBI's taxonomy places the organism in Eukaryota, Fungi, Ascomycota, Dothideomycetes, Pleosporales, Pleosporaceae. The transcript has 5 exons. The record is from RefSeq and is a predicted model, not a curated record.
AUGGAUGCUGAACGCAGCAAGAAUGCCUCGCAUUCAAAAACUACGAAGGUUUCACUUACCAAAACCACACUACCUGCAAAGAGCACAUCUGCGCCCCAAAAGGAUAAGGGCGUUUCUGAAUUCACCAGGGGGUGUGGCGAUGCCGCGACGUUGCUGAGUGUCAAAUUGCACUUGAGCCCACGUAAUGGGGUGAAGAAAAGCCAUGGGGAGCGCGCAUCAGAUACCCAUCCACUGAAUGUAGCAUUCAAAAACGCCAGUAGUGAUUAUCGCAGACAUCUCUACCAGACGGCCUCUCUUAAGACCAACAACAUUCUCAAAAGUCUGCUUACCACACUUCAUGAGAGUAUUCCACAGACCGUCCUCCCAAGCGGUAGCUCCAAGAAUGCCUCUACCUCUCCACUCAAGUUCGAAGGCCAGGUCGUAAGCUUCGACCAAACUCUCGAGAUACGCAUGUUGCAUUACGAGGCGCUGAUCGCUGCGCAGACGGAAGAAGUGACCGAGUUACAAAAAGCAUGGCAGGCCGUUGUGGGCGAGAUACGGAAACUGGGCGCUGUAUAUCUUGGAGAGAAAGCAAUGCAGGAUUUGCUUUUUGCUCCUACUACCGGGCAACAGCAGGGACCGGAUGAUUCAGCAGCACCAUUACAACCCCAGUAUUCUUCCUCGCCAUCAAAAUCUACAGAUGUAGAGUCUACCCUCUUCGUGCCUGAACACGGAAUCUCCCCUCUUUCGAAGCAAAAGAAGUAUAAAUACGGCGCCAGUAACCCAACUUCGUUUCCGCAUUUCCUGUACCAGCCGUCGCAAUUCGGCUUUGAAGCCACGUUAUAUAUCCCGCACGCUGAGUUUGGAGAGGAUAUACAGGACUUGUACCAGGAGAUUGAGGAGAUGGGCGACGAGCAGGUUGAUGACUUUGUCGAGAUGGAAAAGGAGCAGCAUGCGUUUUGGAAGAAGAAGAAGAAGAAGAAGAAGAAGAAGACGGUGCAGCUUGCGAGUGCGUUGUGA